This is a messenger RNA of Aspergillus campestris IBT 28561, 1338 nucleotides long. RefSeq names its product Dyp-type peroxidase. NCBI's taxonomy places the organism in Eukaryota, Fungi, Ascomycota, Eurotiomycetes, Eurotiales, Aspergillaceae. Gene Ontology annotation, cellular component: cytosol. The record is from RefSeq and is a predicted model, not a curated record. The transcript has 8 exons. Gene Ontology annotation, molecular function: heme binding; peroxidase activity. The coding region runs from base 1 to 1338 and encodes 445 amino acids.
AUGGCUAGCGACAUGGACAAGUCCGAUAUGCAGGGCGAUAUUUGGCCCGGACUGCUCAAAAAGUAUGAGGAAUUUGUCUUGUUCGAGAUCAAAGACGCGGCGGAUUUCAAAGAUCGCCUGAAGGAAAUGGUGUCGAAGAAGCAGAUUACCACUGCUCAAGAUGCCCUGUCCACCCGCCAACGCGUCUGUGGAAGUGGCAACGAGGUCGAGAUGUCUGGCGUCAACAUCGCUUUUACCUCCAAGGGAAUGGUCAAGCUGGACAGAGAUGAGCUCCGUGAUGAUCCCUUUAUCAAAGGCAUGUACACGGACAUGGUGUCGGAGGGCCGAGAUACCGACGAGGAAUGGGAUAAUUCCUGGAGGCAGGACGUCCACGGGGUUCUGCUGAUCUGCGGCACCGAAAAGAAAGUCCAAAGCACCAGGGAGAGGAUUAUCAGGACGUCUCUGGGCAGUUCCAUUGCCGUGGUUGGGAAGCCCAUGGCGGGAGCUACGCUGCCCAAGAAAAAGGAUAUCCAUGAUCCCGAGCACUUUGGGUUCCGCGAUGGUGUCUCCCAGCCCAUCUUGAAGGGCCUCGAUGAUGACAAGAUCAAGGAGGAAGGUGUCCAAAAGACCUUCACCGCUCCAGGGACAAUUCUGAUCAACAAUCCUGGGUUUUAUGAUGACAACAAAAAGUGGUGGGAGCCCGACUGGGCCAAGAACGGCAGCUACUUUGUUCUUCGCAAGAUGGGCCAGGACGUGCCUAAAUUUCACAAGUAUUGUGAGAACAAGGCACGCCAGCUCGGCUUUACUCAAGACGAAUUCGAAGCGCGCCUGGUUGGACGCUGGAAGAACGGCGCCCCCGUGGAGAAAUAUCCCUUCGAAAGCUCCACCUUCGACGGAAACUUGAACGACUGGGACUAUGAAGAUCCCAACAAGCAGACCAAUUGCCCCUUCGCAGCCCAUAUCCGAAAGACCAACCCUCGCAUUGGGGUCGGUAAUACGACCAACAACUUGAUGAUGCGUCGGGGUAUCCCGUAUGGGCCUGUGUGGGAGCCCGGAAAGAAUGACGAGGUUGAGCGUGGUCUCUUGUUUACCUGUUAUCAGAGUGCUAUCAAAAAUGGCUUUCAAUUUGUCAUGAACCGUUGGGUGUACAACCACGGAUUCCCGCACGACCGGAAUGGCCAGGAUGCCAUCAUCGGCCAAGAUAUCAAAGGCGCCGUCGAGGAGGAAGACAAGAAAUUGCGCCUGAGACUCCUGGACAAGAAGGGUCUAGAGCAUGAGAUUUCGUUCACGACCUUCAUCUCCGUCAAGGGUGGGGAGUACUUUUUUACGCCGCCGUUGCAAUUCAUUCGCGGUCUGUAG